ACUGGACGAUGGAGUCAGACAAGAAAAAGAAGAGACCCACUGAAGUCCUUCUAGAUAUUAGUGAGGAGGCUUUUUUGAAAGAACUGGAGCCCUACGAGUACCAUGGCUACUCUGGUAUUGGGGAAGCUGUCUGUGGUUGGGCCAGAGCUGCUCCACUGAGCUGCAUACUUCUGACCAGGAGGGAAAACGUUCAACCAAAGACUGAGGCAGCUGCCAACCCCGUCCCCUUAUCUGUUGACCCAGUGCUCCUUAACAAAGAGGGUCCAGCCAGCGUUACAGAGCCCUGCUCCGACCCUCAGACAGACUCUAAUGCCGCCUUAAAGAAACCCACAGCAUUGAACCAGGAGGAGGAAUCACUGAGCGACGCUGCUCUGGCAGCUCAGCAGCUCGACGCUCAGGAGGAGCCCGACGUCGAUGCUGUGCAGGACAGUACAUCACCCAAAAAGUUAGAGGAGGAAGGGACUCUUAAAGAGACACCUCUGCCACAUCUGUCCUCAAAAUCCUCUGAUAACAAAGACACUCAUUCUCAGAAGAAGAGAUACAGAGCCCGAAAUAUUGUCAAAAACAGCCCAAAGCCCCAUUAUGCUCUGGUGCCCAUUACACACUUAACUGUCUCCAUACCUGACGCCCAGAAUCUCAGCAGUGGCAAGAAGAUUUUGAAUAAAAGAGUGAGAUGAAAGGAGUGAAAACUGCUGCUGUAAUUGCUUCUCGAGCAAAGAAAGAAAACUCCACAAACUUGAUGAAAAAUGAUGGUAUUGGAAACAAUCCAGUUUAAUAACUAAUUUAUUUGCAAAGGAUAUUUUCCAU
Messenger RNA from Solea solea (common sole), 807 nucleotides. RefSeq lists its product as uncharacterized. Bases 9 to 677 code for a protein of 222 amino acids. The transcript is spliced from 2 exons. The record is from RefSeq and is a predicted model, not a curated record. NCBI's taxonomy places the organism in Eukaryota, Metazoa, Chordata, Actinopteri, Pleuronectiformes, Soleidae.